CACUAGAUAGCUUUGCAUUUGUUUGAAAAGUACAGCAGUCCCUCCUACUGGACUUUGAUCCAGAAAAACAGCUGUUACCUAACUGAACCACAGACCAUCACUGGAGCAACUGUGUGAAGAAUGUUCUUUAGUUUUUAAAAAUUGGUUAUGCACAUAUGAUUUAUUUAAGCUUUCAAAAUGGUUACAAAAGUUUUUAUCGUCCUACUUUUGUUGUUUGUGUCUCUGGGAGAGGCAAGGAAGUCAUUACAGAGUUUUCUGACUAUAGAGAAAACUGAAAUAUUAUUUUUCACAAAGACUGAAGAAAUCCUCACUGUAAGGUCAAGCUACAAAGAUAAACGGCCUAACUCCAGCUACCUCUUUGUGCAAUUGGAAGAUCCCAAAAUGUUACAAGUGGUGAAUGUGACCAAGACCUCGUCAGAUGUUACAAACUUUAGCAUAAAGCUAGUGACAGAUGAAGAAGGAGAAACGAAUCUGACCAUUCAGCUCUGGGAUUCUGAAGGUGGGCAAGAAAGACUCAUUGAAGAAAUAAAGAAUGUCAGAGUCAAAGUGCUCAAACAAACAAAAGACAGUCUUUUCCAGGCAUCAGUAAAUAUUGAUAGAAAUAUCAUAAUGCUUAUUUUACCAGUGAUAUUGUUGAAUAAAUGUGCAUUUGGUUGCAAGAUUGAAUUACAGGUGUUUCAAACAGUAUGGAAGAGACCUUUGCCAGUAAUUCUUGGGGCAGUUACACAGUUUUUUCUUAUGCCAUUUUGUGGAUUUCUUCUGUCUCAGAUUUUGGCAUUGCCUGAGGCACAAGCUUUUGGAUUUGUGAUGACCUGCACAUGCCCAGGAGGGGGUGGGGGCUAUGUCUUUGCUCUGCUUCUAGACGGAGAUGUCACUUUGGCCAUUUUGAUGACUUGCACCUCAACAUUACUGGCUCUGAUAAUGAUGCCUGUCAAUUCUCAUAUAUACAGUAAGGUAUUAGGGUUAUCAGGUACAUUUCAUAUUCCUGUUUCUAAAAUUGUGUCCACCCUCCUUUUCAUACUUAUACCAAUAUCAGUUGGAAUAGUCAUCAAGCGUAGAAUACCCGAAAAAGCAAUCUUCUUAGAGAGAAUAACUAGACCUCUGAGUUUUAUUUUAAUGUUUAUAGGGAUUUAUUUGACUUUCAGAGUGGGAUUAAUGUUUCUAAAAAUAGCUAAUCCAGGGGUGCUUCUGUUGGGUCUCUUAGUUCCUGCUUUGGGUUUGUCAUUUGGGUACUCCUUUGCUAACGUUUGUAUGCUGCCUCUUCCUGUUUGUAAAACGGUUGCUAUUGAGAGUGGGAUAUUAAAUAGUUUCUUAGCCCUUGCCAUCAUUCAGCUCUCUUUUUCACAGUCCAAGGCAGAGUUAGCCUCUGUGGCUCCUUUUAUAGUAGCCAUGUGUUCCGGAAGUGAAAUGUUGCUGAUCCUUCUUGUCUACAAGGCUAAGAGAUUUAUUGUAGAAGAUAAAAGAAAAAAAAAUUUCCUACUCUAAUAAAGCAUUACUGAAUUCUUACUCUAGGAGAGGCACUGUGGGAGAUUCAAAGAAUAUCUAAAAUAAUACCUGUUUACAAGCCACUUGUGAUCUGGUUUAAAUUUGAAAUUGGGAGCAGGGAGGAAAGAAUAUGUAAUCAUAUAUGCUAAUUCCCUAAUGAGUGGCACAGACAGUAAAAUACUACACAGGACUAAUAAGGAAGCAGAUAAUUUUUCGUAAACAUUUGGUAAAUGAUCACUUAGUGAAUGAAUAUAUAAAUUCCUAUUGAAAUCUCUCACUGGCCCAUCGAAAUCAAUAUGUCUUAAAGUGUAUGUCACAUCUCUGUUCUCAGAGCUUCACUUUCUUCCAUCUUCCACAUCUCCCACCAAAGGCAUUACCCUUUACCCCGAAACACAGGUCCGCUCCUCUCCCUCUUCUUUCUUUUGUCAAUUUCUUUUUUCAUAGUCGACCUAUUUCCAAUGGAAAAUGCCCUAUAAUAUCUUUUAAUCAGUCUCUUCUCCAUUCCCAGUGCUAUUCCUUUUGUUCUGCACUAUAUCGCUUCUUCUCUAAAUCUUUCUAAACUGGCGUCUGGCCUCUCUGUCAACCCUCUAGUCACUGCCAGACUAAUCUUUCUGAAAUCUAACUUUGACCAUGUAAUUUCCCUGCAAUGAAGCCCUUUGGCCUUUCAAAUAAGGUUUGUAUUCCCUAGUGAGGCAUUUAUUAUUCUCUACUCUCUGACCUUAAUCUAGCUUCCCAGUUUUAUCUCCUCUUUCUCUUAUUUACACACAGUCUUUGCUGCAAUCAAACAAAGGAUAUAUAACUUGGCAUACAUGGGGGUCAUGAUGUUCAUAACAGACAACUCGGCCUCUCUUAUAGCUGUUUUUGUUCCUGCUGUCUAAUUCCAAUGUUGCUAUAAAUCCUUGAACAUAAAAAUUAUGUUUAUUUGUUCUGAUACUUUCCAUCAUGUCUAGCACAAUAUUUUCUAUGUGCUUAUUCAAAUAGAGUGUUGAAACACAGACUAGGGCCCAAAUGAAUAGUAUGUAUUUUUUUAUACCACUUUCAAUUUUCAAUGGAAAUUUUUAGUAUAUAGUUCCAAUCUACACUCUUCAACAAAGAAAGUAUAGGCAUCAAGAAUAGGAACUAUAAAUCUAAAAAAAUUUUCCUUUUUCUAUUUCCUAGCUUCACACUUAUGGGCAAAUUCUUUAAUCUCCCUACAUUCCAGUUUCCUCAUUUCAGAAAUAGAGAGAUAAUGGUGUCACCUCCAUCAGACUGUACUAGGAAUUGUAGGAAAUCAUACAUGUAAUGUGCUAAGAAGAAUGUCUGACACAUAGUAAGUGCACAGUAUUAGCUGAUAUUGUUACUUUAUCAGAGUUUUAACUUUCAACCCUGAUAUACUGAUCUCAUAACCUUGUAUGGAGCCUAAUACUUUCAACAUUUUUCUAUCAGGGUUAUUCACUAUCUUACUCAUAGUAUUAGGGAAUUUUUGUUUUCUUCACCAGCUCAUAAGACAAGCAAGCUUCUUUUUUCUGAUGUCACAAAAUCCAGGAUAUGAAUAUCAAGAUUUAUAAAAGACCUGGUGUGACAUGAUGAUAAAUUGUUUUUUGAUUUAUGAAAUGAUAAUUGCCUACAUAGUAUAUUUUAAUCUUUUAAACAGAAAUUUCCACUUAGAAGUUUAAAAUAGAAUCAAAUUUGUACGAGUUGAACUUACAUACAUUUUAAUAAACAUAUUUUACUAGUGGGGGUACAGGAGACAUACCUUUGUAAUUGUACUUUAUUAUUAAGCUUGUGACCUAGAAUAAGACACUUGUCUGCACUUAAGUUUUCAAAUCUGUAAAAUAAAAAGCUUUAACUAAGGUUUAAGUUUUUGCUCACCUCUGUAAGUCUGUUAUUCUGGUAUAAAAAUCUAGGACCUAGCACCAUGGGUAAGAAAGAGUAUGGUGUGAAGAGAAGAAAGUUCAGGUUGAGAAUAACUACAUUGCUUUUCCUUUUUAAUUAGGGCAACAACCAAACUAGGAGCUUCCUGAGGGCAAGGACCACACACUAUUCUUUGAAUUUCCUACAGUGUUUCCAGGAUGCAUUGAACAGAGUAGGUGCUCAUUAAACAUUUAUUGAAUUAAUUAAUUAGUAAUAUCUAUAAAGGUCAGAAUCAGAUACUCUGGAGCCAGACUAUGGCUGGGCUGCAGUGCCAGCUGAGUCAAUUUACUACCUGGUGACAUUAGACAUGUUACUUAAUCUCUCUAUGCCCAAAUUCAUGUAGAAAAUGGGGGAAAUGAUAGUACCUACUUCAUGGUCUUGUUAUGAGGAUUAAAUGAAUUAAUAUGAACAAGGUCCUCAGAACAAUGCCUAACAUAACCUAAGCUCUAUUUAUUAUUACUUUUACUCUAUGUAUAGUUGAAUGAUGUUAUACCUCAUAAAGCAAUUGAAAGUGCAUGGAUGGAAUUUGGAAUAUAUUUUAUUUCUUUUAUUGAUGUAUCAGGGAAGACAGAUUUUGCACAGUAAACUUGUCUGAAAAUUUGGAUGAAGACGAAAUGACUCAAGUUAUUGUUUUUGGUUUUUUUUUU
Molecule: messenger RNA, 4025 nt
Organism: Microcebus murinus (gray mouse lemur)
Lineage: Eukaryota; Metazoa; Chordata; Mammalia; Primates; Cheirogaleidae
Gene: SLC10A5
Product: solute carrier family 10 member 5
Biological process (GO): bile acid and bile salt transport
Cellular component (GO): membrane
Molecular function (GO): bile acid:sodium symporter activity
Source: RefSeq, a predicted model, not a curated record